Haliotis rufescens (red abalone) is the source of this 2252-nucleotide messenger RNA. RefSeq names its product sphingosine-1-phosphate phosphatase 1-like. The record is from RefSeq and is a predicted model, not a curated record. Gene Ontology annotation, molecular function: sphingosine-1-phosphate phosphatase activity. The transcript is spliced from 4 exons. Lineage: Eukaryota; Metazoa; Mollusca; Gastropoda; Lepetellida; Haliotidae. Gene Ontology annotation, biological process: sphingosine metabolic process; phospholipid dephosphorylation. Gene Ontology annotation, cellular component: endoplasmic reticulum membrane. The coding region runs from base 264 to 1622 and encodes 452 amino acids.
ACACAUUAGCUGGAGCCGGAUCUCGUGCUUGGGACACUCGCCCAAAUGGCCGUGUUUGAAGCCUGACCAGAAGUACAACAGCACUGGAUGGACGGAUUGGGAUAUUUGUAGAGAAAUCAACACACAGAUCUGGAGGUUUACUAAAUACGAGGUACAGCACGUGGUACGAGAGUUACCCGCCCUUUCUAUAUUCGACCUUCGUUGAGGAAGUGGACCGGCAGUUGAGAUAGGACAGGUCCAAAUUCCAGGAGAAAUCAGCCGAUAUGUCAGUUCUUCGGCGUGUUUUGUCUUACACCAGUGAUCCGGAGGUGGUGGCAAGAUUCCAAAAGGCAUGUGGUAUCAUCCACGCACCUGAUCCAGUCAAUUUAAAAGACGAAAACAGGCAUAAUGGGAAUAUAUCCCAGCACCCGAACGGCAUUUCUCCAGACGCUUUUCCGGGUGGGAAAUCUUCGCUUGUAAAUGGUGUUUGUUCCAAUACAGGUCGUAAAAUGGAUUCCGAAGUUGUAGACACUAAAUCACACACAAACCAAGAUUCGGAUUCACAAGUCAUCCACAGGAACGGUGUUGUGAAAAACCACGAAAUUACGGAUAAAGGCAAGAAGAGGGCAGUGAACGGUGUGAUUCGUACCGGUACGGUGCCUUUCCGCAUCGAAAACGCCCUCUUGUACUAUGUAUUUUCCUUCGGGGCACAACUUGGAAAUGCUACAUUUUAUAUGCUAUUUUAUUCUUUCUCAUUUUGGAACUUUGACUCCUAUGUUGCCCGGAGAAUAUGUCUAGUUUGGUGUAUAUGCAUGUAUUUUGGACAGGCAACUAAGGAUAUCGUGCGUUUGCCACGCCCCAAAUCCCCACCCGUCGUUCGACUGGAAACUCGAUAUGAACUCGAGUACGGAAUGCCUUCGACUCAUGCAAUUGUUGGGACAGCCAUUCCUCUUUCGAUGCUUAUAUUCACCAAUGGGAGAUAUGAGUAUUCCAUGUUUAUUGGCCUGCUCGUAGCAGUAGCCUGGUGCAUUCUGGUCUGUCUCAGUCGGAUCUACCUCGGCAUGCACAACAUUCUGGAUGUGAUCGUGGGCCUUUUCUUUGCGAUCGUGGUGAUGACCUUCACCGUGCCCUUCGUUGACCCGGUCGACAAGUUUCUCGUCACACAUCCGCUGUCACCCUUGAUUUUGCUGUCUCUACCCAUAAUCCUCUCUCUGCUCUAUCCCAAACUGGACAAGUGGAGUACGGCACGUGGCGACACGACUCUCAUCCUGUCCAUCACCGGCGGCCUGUUCCUAGGCAGCUGGAUAAACUACAACCAAGGCUUCAUGAGCCCUAACGACGCCUCCCUCCCCUUCUCACUGAACUUCCAAUACCAGGCCGUCCUAACCGCCAUGAUGAGGCUGGUGUCAGGAGUAGCUGUCACCCUUGUGUUGCACCACUAUAUGAAGAACACUGUGUAUGCGUCACUCUGUUUCGUCCUCAGUAUGGAUCCCAAAGAUCCGAAAACCAAACAAAAGUUCAUUGUGGAACUCCCAUACAAGUAUCUGAGCUACUUCAUGAUUGCACUGAACACUGUAUAUACAAUGCCUCUCAUGUUCUACUUCAUUGGCAUUCCACGAAUGUCCUACUACACAGAAAUUUAAUGCCGUUAGGCUAGUCAGGGAAAUAUUGUUUAAAGCUUUGUAUAUGGCUGCUCAUCUUAACAAUCAUAAACCCUUAGCGGGUCUUCGGUACUAUAAAGGUAAAGUAUAUCUCUUUGACUCCUUCCACCUCCCCACGUACCUGUCCCCUCUUCUCUACCCACCCUCACAUGUGGGUGUGGGUGUUGUGUUUUAGGUGUGAUAACUCCCAUAAAAUUUGAUAAAAAACAUGUAGACUUUUCCUUCCUGUCUGUAGUUUCAGCGUAGUGAUAAAAAAGUAUUAAGCUAAACAUAGUAAUGCUAAACACAAAGUGCUACAUUUAUUAACUGGCCACAUGUUUUAUUGCCAGCAAGUAUUUCAAGUAAAUACAUCAACUUUGCCUGUCAUGAGAUGAGAUAAACAUGGAUAUACUCUGAAAACUUAAGACAGUGCUCUCUUAUUAUGUAUUUUCUUGGAAUAUUUUAUAAUUAUACUCUGAAAACUAUAGCAUCAUUGAAAAUAGCUCUGACAUACCGUAUUCGACGUAAUAAGCGCCCCGCUCUAAUAAGGGCCCACGGCGAUAUUUGCUUAUAUAUUGGCUAGUGAACAAUCCUAAUUAGCACCCCUUCCGAUUGAUCAAUGUACACAAGACU